GGGGCCAUUUGCCACCCUCUUCAAUAUCCAGUCCUCAUGAGUGUGAAGGUCUGUGUGUUGGUGGCUGGGCCCAGGCUACGUGGGCAGGUGAAUUCUGUGACACACACAGUGCUGAUGGCCACACUUACUCUGUGUGGGCCCAACCAGAUCUGCUACAUUCUCUGUGAUAUCCCACUGCUCCAGAAGCUCUGCUGCUCAGACUCCUCUGUCAGUGAGUUUGUGCUCCACAUGGCCAGUGCCACCAUUGGCCUGAGCACCUGCCUGUUUACUGCAGUGUCCUACAUACUCAUCAUCUCUGCCAUCCUAAGGAUUCUCUCUGCUCAGGGCAGGAGCAAGGUCUUCUCUACCUGUGCAUCCCACCUCACUGUGGUGGUGGUCCUCUUUGGAACAGUCAAUUUCAACUAUGACAGGCCCAGAGAAGGCUCCUCCCUGGGCAUGGACAUCCUGGUCUCUGUGCUCUUCUGUGUUGUGACCCCCUGCUGA
Molecule: messenger RNA, 483 nt
Organism: Lemur catta (Ring-tailed lemur)
Lineage: Eukaryota; Metazoa; Chordata; Mammalia; Primates; Lemuridae
Product: olfactory receptor 1052-like
Biological process (GO): G protein-coupled receptor signaling pathway
Cellular component (GO): membrane
Molecular function (GO): olfactory receptor activity
Source: RefSeq, a predicted model, not a curated record